This is a messenger RNA of Eimeria tenella, 795 nucleotides long. RefSeq lists its product as uncharacterized. The transcript is spliced from 2 exons. The record is from RefSeq and is a predicted model, not a curated record. Lineage: Eukaryota; Apicomplexa; Conoidasida; Eucoccidiorida; Eimeriidae. Bases 1 to 795 code for a protein of 264 amino acids.
AUGCGUUGCUUCUCCACUGCAGCACAUGAGAGGGACGUCAUCAUACAACUGCCCACUGAGGUGCUUUUCCGGGUGGAUCCGCAGCCUGGUGGUCCUCCCCAAGCUUGCGCUCCAGUAGAGACGCCAGCGCGUGUGCGGAAAACCAGCGAUGCUGGAGGGGGAAAUCAACGGAAUAGCACUAAAAAUCGAAGGGGCAACCCCAAAAGGGACUUCUCUGAAGGUCACUUAGAGGACACUGCAGCAGGUGAAGCGAUGGGAGUCAAGGCCGCUGAAGAUGACAAAGAAGCUUCCACGCUUUUAGUGUGUCAUUUGCCCCCGGCUGAACUCUUGUGGGACGUGAUCUUCGCUGAAGGAAGCAACGCAUGCACGCCUUCUGAGGAUGGGAGCAGAAACUCAGCAACAGCGAGACGGCGCUCGCAAGAGUCACAGGAAAAUAUCAGAGCCUGCGCAACGUACGCAGGUUUAACAGCAGAAGCAGUUGAAGCUGCUGUAUGCUCGUUUGGAGGACCAAACCACGUUUUGUGGCUAGGCGAGAGGUUGAGCAAGCAAGCGGAUGGAACGGACACCCUGCUGGCCGCAGCUGGCAUUUUCGAUGCCACAACAGUCAUGAUGGAAAGUCUUCUGCAAACCAAAGAGUACAAAAGAACUCCACAUGAUGAGCGAUCCACCAUAAUUGAGUUUAAAGCGAGCCAGUGCAGUUGUUGGCUGCUCCGCGUAGCCGUCUUGUACUUGAAAAUAGCUUUACCUCCGGAGUUGAUGCCUUUGGGUACGGAGCACCAAGCCAGGAUCUCGUAA